Trichechus manatus latirostris (Florida manatee) is the source of this 2282-nucleotide messenger RNA. RefSeq names its product nudix hydrolase 19 (gene NUDT19). Gene Ontology annotation, molecular function: hydrolase activity, acting on acid anhydrides, in phosphorus-containing anhydrides. The record is from RefSeq and is a predicted model, not a curated record. The transcript has 3 exons. Lineage: Eukaryota; Metazoa; Chordata; Mammalia; Sirenia; Trichechidae. The coding region runs from base 920 to 2047 and encodes 375 amino acids. Gene Ontology annotation, cellular component: mitochondrion.
GUAGGUUUGAACAGCCAACCUUUAGGUUACUAGUCCAGUGUGAACUGUUUGCACCACCCAGGGACCGCUUGUAAAAGAGAAGACUCAGAUUUAAACAGGCUCCUUCCAAAAGGCUGUGCUCGGAGGUCAGAGCAUUCCAGCCACUAAAAAGGUGGAGCCAAGAGAAAUUCACAUCUCCAGGCCUGCAUUAAACAUUCCCCAUUACAAUGCAACAUACCAAAUAACCUAAGAUGCCUAAAGUGGCUCCCCACGUGCCCUAACAGAACACAAAGCAGAGUACUCUGCGCACAUAAAUUAAAGGAGGCCCUUUAACACUCUGUGCAGUGGAAAAUUUAUAAUUUGGCAUCAGGUCUACUGGCAGGGUUCAUGUGAAACUACAGGGCUGACACCUGCCCCUUGCUCCUCCUACCUCCUCCAAAAGAAGCACACUCACGUGUCGACCUUGGUUUAAAAAAGUCCUAGGCUUCCAGUUUUAGUGGGGUAGGUGUCAUGAGGCCUGGAUUUGCAUCCUAUUCUUACAACGGGAGGUCACGUGUGUCCCUAGGCAUUUCUGCUCUCAGUCCCAGCGCCCUCAGUAGGUAUGACGCGACCGCCCUCUGCCCACAGCUCUGUGACACCCCUUCCUCAGCGGCUGUAACAGCUAUCGUCCCGCGAGAAUGACCUAAAAAGUCACGAGAGCACUCUAGGCGAUGUCUGCUCCAGUGGCCGCCACUCCCCUCCAGAAGGCGCCACUCCCCUCCAGUAGGCAGGCCCUAGUAAAGGCCGAACGGCCUGGGUUCACCGAGCACCCAGUGUGCACCUCGCCCGGCGUCUCUCUUGAGAGACACCGGUCUCGGUCCUCAAGCCCAGGAAGGCCGCCAGGAGCUCCUGCCGCGCCAGAACCCGGUACCGGGGAGCCCCGCGCCGCCGCCCCGCCGCCAUGAGCGGCCCCCUAAGGUCAGGACCGAGCAGCUGGCGGCGGGCGGCCUCCGUGGUGCUGGCGGCGGGCUGGGGGCGCCCGGACCCCGCCGCCCCGUCGUUGCCCGCCGCGGGCUUCCGGCUGCUGCUGCUGCAGCGCUCCCAGCGCCAGGGCUUCUUGCCCGACGCGCACGUCUUCCCGGGCGGCGUGCUGGAUGCUGCCGAUAGCUCCGCCGACUGGCAGCGUCUCUUCGCGCCCCACCUCGGGCCGCCGCGCUUCGGCCUGAGCUCAGCGUUGCCCUCGCGCGCCGCCUUCCCCGUGCUGCCGGGCGACCGGCCCGACGCCGCCGACAGCGACCCCGCGGCGCUGCUGGAUGACGUAGCCCUCCGCAUCUGUGCGAUCCGCGAGGCCUUCGAGGAGGCGGGUGUGCUGCUGCUACGGGCUCGCGGCGCCCAGCCGCACUCAGGGCCCGCGCCCGAGCCCGGCUGCGCCCUCGCGCCGCCGCCCGACCUGGAAGCUUGGCGCGCUCGUGUCCGCAGCGACCCGCGCCACUUCCUGCACCUGUGCGCACACCUGGACUGCACGCCCGACAUCUGGGCGCUGCACGACUGGAGCGCCUGGCUGACGCCGUUCACGCGCCCCGGCGGCCGUCGCUUUGACACAGCCUUCUUCCUGUGCUGCCUGCGCAAGCCGCCGACCGCCUGCCCGGACAUGGCCGAGAUGGUGGGCUACCAGUGGUUGUCUCCGUCAGAAGCAACGGAAAGUUUCCUAUCAAAAGAAAUUUGGUUGGCACCCCCACAGUUCUACGAAAUAAGAAGACUAGCAAAUUUCGCCUCUCUCUCAGACUUGCACAAAUUUUGUUUGGAUCAUGCAUUAGAAGGGAGGGAAAGAUGGCUGCCAAUCACGUUAUUAACUGCAGAUGGAGCACUCCAGCUUUUACCAGGAGAUGAACUAUACUUGGAAGAUUCAGACUACUUAGAAAAUAGUUUAUCCACUGAGAAAAAAAUUGAAGAAAUCAUGAAGGAAGGCAAAAAAUUUCACCGAGUAGUGAUGCAUGAUCGCCAUCUUUAUAGUAUCCAUGUGACUGUUCCGACAAAGCAUAAACACGUUUAUCCGAAGACCUAUGUAGUGGCUAAGAGCCGUGUGUAGGGUGUUGCUUCUUUGGAAGUUGGCCUAUUUGAAGUAGUCCUAAUGAAUGAGGGUUGACUAAAGCUGCCUGAAACUUAAGGAAAUUUGUGCCUGUAAAAGUUAUAGCACAUUCUUUCUUAUUGCAAAUGUAUAUACUGAACUCUCUUGCUUAUUUUAUUUCUUAAAUCUUAGUGUACCACAACUAUAAAGUAUUGAUGAUCUUUUUACCAUAAUGAGAAUAAAUUUCACAAGAGUU